Adineta ricciae is the source of this 1410-nucleotide messenger RNA. The record is from the annotation of a GenBank genome assembly. Lineage: Eukaryota; Metazoa; Rotifera; Eurotatoria; Adinetida; Adinetidae.
AUGGACACAAGUCGAAACGAGUACCAUGAAGACGAUGAACAACAACUACAUCCAAAUCAACGACGAACAUCGACACAACCGAAAAAGCACAAGAAUGACCAGAUACCAAACGUCAAACAAAUACCUAUAGACCAAACUCUCCGAACAGGCAUUGCACAAACAACAAUUCAAACGUCAUCGGAAAUAUCGCUUGCUGCUCGUAGCUUUGCCACCACACGUUAUCCGUUCGCUCCUUUUCAUGUAAUCUUCAAAUCCGCUAUCAAGGACCGAUCGGCCAUUGACGAAAUUGUCAAGCACGCGAAGAACGAACACAAAUUCGAUUUAAAAAUAGCGGCAUAUCGUCAUAAACUCAGCGAAAAUGGCUAUUCUUUACUUGUCUUCGUUGAAAACAUUGAGGCAUUUUGUUUUCUAAAUAAAGAUCUCAGCUGGCCAAGCCUAUUAGCUGAAGCCGAAUACACCAUUAAAAAACCCUCGAUCCCACCACAACUAUGUCUAAUUGUAUUGAAUGUUUCGUUGAAUACGGACUGGGAGGAAUUUGUGGACGAUGUGAAGGAACGAUAUCCCGAUGUGGUUAAUGUCAUUCGGCUGAAGAAUCGCAACCAACGACCAGUACCAACGGUAAAGAUUGAAACGUCAUGUGCAACUACACGUGAAUCUAUUCUUCAACUAAAACAAAUGAACAUAGGAUACAUCAACUACAAAGUCACCGAAUAUCUAGCACCUGCACAGGUACUAUUAUGUGGUAACUGCUAUGAGAUAGGUCACUUUCAGAAAAACUGCCCACUGAAGGAUGAAACCAUCUGUAAAACGUGUGGUGAAAAAUACCGAGAUAUUAAAGAACACGAAUGCUCGGGACAAGCAAAAUGUAUUAGGUGCGGCGAAAAUCAUAAGUCAUCGGAUCCAAAAUGUCAAAUGGUGAAAUCCUAUCGUGCGGCGCUCACGCGUAACCUGUUACAACAUCCUGUGGAGAACUCCAAAAGAUAUGCCAAUGACAUAUCCCCUGUCGAGUACCCACUAGCAUUUGCUAAACAACAGUUACCGGUGAACAGCAUAAAACCAAAUUAUCCAAUAGAAGCACUGAUCGAAUCGACACUCACGAAAAAACUCGAUGCAUUCCUAAACGAAAUCAAAUCUGAAAUUAAGAAAACCCACGAAUCGAUUGAUGUGAUUCGAGAGGAGAUGCAUGCUCACCUGGUUGAAUCCAAUAAGAAGAUUGAAGCCGUCGAGAAGCAAGUCAAGAACAUCGAUCAUGAAGUACGGGAACAGGUUACCACGCUCAAUAACACAAUCGAGGCUAUCAUGCAAACCCUGAAUGAUAUUUCGAAUCUAUCGCCAGAACAUAAAGCAUCCAUCGCACCAUUCAUCAAGAAAACUAGACAGAACUCCAAAGCUUCAAAAAGCAAACAAUGA